GUGCAGAACGGUAUUCGUACUCGUACUUACCUGACCAGCGGGAUACGUCCCGGAUCCGAGCACCGAGACCGAGCUGACACCUUCGCAUACUUUWCCCGCACACCAUUACUAUUCUUCCACUCCCCGAAUAUUCGGCCAAGCAACCCAGGCACAAGGAAAUCCAUCGAAAGCACCGAUUGCACCGCACCAUUUCGUCGAAUCUGCUCUAGCGAAGAACMCGUCGAAAAGAUUCCGAAAGAUUCGUUUUUGUUCACGGAGCCGCGAAUCGAGUUUUGGGUUCGAUAGAAACACACACUCGCACGCCCGCAAGCAAGAUGAAGUUGGGACUGCGGUAUUCGCUCGCGGCAACAACCAUUCUGUCGCUGGUGGCACUGCCACCGAUCACUGCGUGGUCCACCGGAAGCAGCGGCACCGGCAGGACGACGACGACGACGAUCCCGACGACGAUCCCAACGACGCGCGGCAGAACCACAACCGCCAGGGUCAGGCGGAUGCCCGCGGCGUUYCCCCUGGAGGCAUCCAGGACCCCCGAAACCGAUGCUCUUCCGCGGUUUUCGUCGCUCUUCAACCGAACCGGGGAAAGCCGAAUGGACAGCGGCAUCGACCAAACGAACGACGACGGCGGCGCGGCCUAUUCGGUGCAGCAACGAGCGUUUCGGUUCGGGAACCAGAACAAGGACCGGAACAUCGACAACUUUGACCAAGGAGGAACCGAAACGGCGGACGCGGCGGAGACCGACGGAACCUCGGUCCCGGCGGUGGCCCUUGCCGGACUGGCAGCGGCGACCGGGCUGCUGGUCCUCGUCUCGCAGGGGGCGGAUCCCACGGAUCCCUCCUCGGUGCUGGCGACGGGGAGCGCGCUGGCGGCCRCCGCGGGKGAAACCCUUUCGGAUCCCAGCGCCGCGYUGGACCGCGUCGUGGAGCUGACCGAGUCCAUGGGGCCGCUGGGGGUGGCCUAUUUCGGGGUGGCCUACUGCAUCGCCGAGAUCCUCGCCAUCCCCGCCAUUCCCCUGACGGCCUCGGCCGGGUACCUCUUUGGGCCCGUCCAGGGGACCGCCGUGGUGCUCCUGAGCGCCUCGGUGGCCGCGGGGGUGAGCUUCUGGAUCGGCCGCACCUUUCUGCGGGAAUACGUCGAGGGCCUCCUGGAGGAAAACCCGAGGUUUGGCAAGCUGGACAAGGCSAUCGGCCGGGAGGGCUUCAAGCUGAUGCUGCUGCUGCGGCUCUCGCCCAUUUUCCCCUUUGCCCUGAGCAACUACCUGUACGGCGCGACGUCCAUCAACUUUUCGGCCUUYUUCGGCGGGACCCUGCUGGGCUUUGCGCCCGGAACCAUCGCCUACGUCUACACGGGGUACGUCGGGAAGGCCCUCACGGGGGACGCCGGGGGCGACGCCUACCCCUGGUACGUCUACGGCGGGGGCCUGGCGCUGUUUGCGGCCUUUCUCAAGGUGGUGGCGGACGAGGCCACGAGGGUGGUCCGGGAGAUCGAGGCGGAGGAGGACGAGGCCCUGGCGGCCCUGGAAGCCACCAAGAGGUGAACGGACGCGGUUGCGUGGGGUGCGGUGCGGUGCAUUACGGUGCCGCACCGGGGUGGAGCAGAUCGGAUCCAAGAACGAUUCCAUUCGGUUGGAUCGAUCGUGGCUCCCCGUUCGGUUCGGUUUGUUGCGUUGCGUUGCGUUGAGUUCCCGUCGUGGCAGAGACGCACACUGUGCCUUUUGCCGAUUGGGAGACACCCGUGGAUGGCAACCAAGGAAACGUCGGCUCGUUUCUUCGAACGGCAAACGGGCAAGCAAGCGAAUUUGCUAGCCAGCGUUGCCCAUGGGAUUGCAAGCUAGCAAGCCUCUUCCAUUGUGAGUAUCGAUGGCAGAARCAUGCUUGUUUUGUGUAUGACCGACCGAGCGACCCAAGCGAAACACWAGAGACCGAUGAUUACGRUGCACAGGAUGGCUGUGCCGAGAGAUGAAASAAUAAARUAAUAAAAGAACG
This is a messenger RNA of Pseudo-nitzschia multistriata, 1983 nucleotides long. NCBI's taxonomy places the organism in Eukaryota, Bacillariophyta, Bacillariophyceae, Bacillariales, Bacillariaceae. The record is from the annotation of a GenBank genome assembly.